GGGUCACGGGAGGGGGGGGGAGCAGUGGGAAGGCUGAUGGGAGGAUGUGCGUUCGGCGGUGAAUUAACCGGUCCCGUGAGCCCGACCCCCGCUACUGCACGGCGGCCGGCGCGGGGCAGGGAGGAUGGUGCAGUCUUGUUCCGCCUACCGCUGCCGGAACCGAUACGACAAAGAGAAGCCCAUCUCCUUCCACAAGUUUCCUCUUACGAGACCUGAUCUUUGCAAAAAAUGGGAGGCUGCUGUAAAAAGGAAAAACUUCAAACCGACCAAGUACAGCAGCAUUUGCUCAGAGCACUUCACUCCUGACUGCUUUAAAAGGGAAUGCAACAACAAGCUUCUGAAAGAAAAUGCCGUGCCCACGAUAUUUUGUUACACUGAACCUAGCGAAAAGCCUGAAGAAUUUACAGAACAGCCAGAAGAUCCGCUGCCGCCUCCCCCACUGCCACCGCCGCCACCACCGCCGCCGCCACCUCCGCCACCAGCAGCUCCAGUACUACCAGCAUCUCCGUCAACUCCUUCAUUUCAUCUCUCUCAGAUAGAUGCCAGAUUAGUUGAUCCAAGUAUUGGAUUAUUGAUGCCUCCUCUCCAGACCCCUAGCAAUCUUGCGGUUUUUUGUGAUCACAACUAUACCGUAGAGGAUACAGUUCAUCAACGAAAACGAAUUCAGCAGCUGGAGGAGCAAGUUGAAAAACUGCGGAAGAAACUCAAGACAGUGCAGCAGCGAUGCCGGCGUCAAGAAAAACAAAUUGAAAAACUGAGAGAAGUUGUUCAGUUUCAGAAAGAAAAAGACAUACUGGCAGGAAAAGGCUACGUGAUUCUACCCAAUGACUAUUUUGAAGUUGUAGAAGUACCUGCCUAGAAGUCAUGAACAUCGGUUUUCACUUUGCUAGGACAAGAAAUUUAGUUUGAAAACUAAAUGCUCUCUAAUUCUGUGCACAAGACUCUCUAAGAGUUCUCAGACAGUAAAUAUGCAGUCAUACAAACGAGAAUACAAUUUUUCUUCAUGGUCAUUUCAGUUUGAUACACUUCGAAAGUGCAAGCAUCUCAGAAUUAGAAUGUGCAUUUAGUUUACAAAAUCUGAAUUGCAGGAAAGGAUGCAAUGGUGAAUACAUUUAAACCCAGGGUUUUGAUUUGUUUUUUUGCUUUGUUUUGUUUUUGUUUUUACGUUUUGGUUUGGCUUGUUCAUUUGUUUGUUUUUUUUUUUUUUUACAGCGGCUGUCUUAUGCUUACAGGGAUUGGGGAACUGAAUCUGGCUGAGAGUGAAGUUGAGGUUAUACACUUAGUUCAAAGCUUUGUCAAGGCAUUUAAUGUUGGCUUUGGUGAUCCCCAGGAAGUGGUUUUCACUGAUUUCAGAAGGAGCAGGAUUAAGGCAGCUAAGACUACCUGCAAGUGCUGCAGAAAAAUAAAGGAAGUUAAGAUAAACAUUUCAGCCUGGGAAAACUUCCAGCCUCAGUUUGCUAUGCCUUCAAAGCACUGCAAAAAGUCUAAUUCCUGGAUGCCUUUGGUGAGGUAUGUAAAUGAACCUCUUAUUUUGGAGUAACCUUUCACCACGUGUGUGUUGUGAGGGACAUGAGGAGAAUUUGCAGCAUAGCUGAUGUAGAAGAGGCUUUAGUUUGAGGGCACUUAAAAACACUCCUGAAGUGCAGUGCUACACUGAACGUAUGUGUUAUUGGACUGUUGGCUGGAUCAAGAAGGCAGUGUACUGUUUUGGAGUGGCUGUUCUAAAGUACCUUGAUAAUAUACAGUCCUCAAGGUGUUGCAGUGUGACAUUCCUACUGUAAUGGGUGGAAUGUUGUCCUCAUCCUUGAGUCUCAUCUCAAUUGUGUGUAGCUUCAGGAAAAAAGUUUUUUUUAUCUUAUCGAGGUGUCAGGCAUUUGUGACUUCCAUUGCAGUAUGCUGUGGGUUUUCCCUUGCUCUCUCAGUGGUCCCUCCCCAAAAGGUGUCCACUGAAGGGCAGUAACGGAAUUAGUCUUUGGGAGCUGCUUGGUGCUAGACUGGUUUUUAAUAUCUCAAAUGCUGCUGCCUCUCCUUCAGCCUUAUUAAGACUCAUUGUAAAAGUGAAUUUAGCAUGACAAAGUAGUGCAGCAGUUUGCACUUACUGUCUGAUAGUUUAUUUAGUCAAUUAACUCAUUCAAAAUCAGAGAAAAUGGUAUCAUGCUAACCCUGUUGUAGCCUUCACAGCCGAAAUUCCUGGAUAUAUUAGACACAAGGAAAAUGACUUUUCUCAGUCCAUGUCAUACUUGUGUGUAGUGUGGAUUCUAGCUCUGACGCUAAUCAAGGCCUAUUCAUGAUGGCUUUAAAAGCUUCCGUUAAUAUCCUGUUAGCACAACAUUUUGAAAUGUUUUGAACCAGUCUUUAUACUUCUGACCUCACUCAUGCCACAUGUCUACUUUCCCAUUUCAUAGACUUACAGUGAACAAAAAUUGAUGAUGCGUCCUUUUGUGUACAUUUAUGAUACGUGAUUUAAAAUAAAAAGCAAAUGGUGUGUUAGAUUUUUAACUACUCUUUCUCCUCUUUUCCCAGGACUUUGCCAAAACUAGCUUCACAUUUUGUUGUUUGUUUUUUUUUUCUAAAGUAACUUCCUGGUUUAGAUGCUGGGUUUUAUUCACAGCAUUCCCAAGUCUUGUUGCUGUUAUGCUUUAUACUUAAAAUAAACUUGAAAAUGUUAAAAUUAAAAAA
Messenger RNA from Pezoporus flaviventris, 2679 nucleotides. RefSeq names its product THAP domain containing 1 (gene THAP1). NCBI's taxonomy places the organism in Eukaryota, Metazoa, Chordata, Aves, Psittaciformes, Psittacidae. The coding region runs from base 125 to 859 and encodes 244 amino acids. The record is from RefSeq and is a predicted model, not a curated record. Gene Ontology annotation, molecular function: sequence-specific DNA binding. The transcript is spliced from 3 exons.